Molecule: messenger RNA, 795 nt
Organism: Auxenochlorella protothecoides
Lineage: Eukaryota; Viridiplantae; Chlorophyta; Trebouxiophyceae; Chlorellales; Chlorellaceae
Exons: 4
Coding region: 1-795 (264 amino acids)
Source: RefSeq, a predicted model, not a curated record
AUGAACGCAAGCCCCACCAAGGAGGCCCCCGGCCGGUCCGCUGAGAAGACCCCCCUGGCCUCCGUGGGCAGGGUGGUGGUGCUGGGGGCUGGUGGCGGUGUGGGCUCCGCGGUGGUGACCCAGCUGGCAGAGCAGGGCGUCCCCGUCACCGCCGUCGUCCGUGACGUCAGCAGGGCCAAGGACAAGCUCCCCAGCCGGGAGGGAGUCCAGGUGUCCCUAGGAGACGUCACCGACUCUGCCAGCCUGACCAGCCUCCUGCAGGGCGCUGGGGCGGUCAUCGUGGCCACCGGCCCGAGCAGCCUGAAGAACCCCUUUGGACCCUACAACGUGGACUACAAUGGGAACGUGAACGUCGCCAAGGCCGCCGCGAACGCAGGGCUGAAAAAGAUCGUCAUGGUCUCUUCCAUUGGCGCGGAGGACUGGCUCUUCUUCCUCAACCUGUUCUGGGGCAUCCUGAUCUGGAAGAGGCAGGGUGAGAAGGCCAUCCAGAGCUCUGGCGUGGACUACACCAUCAUCCGUCCUGGCGGCCUCACCAACGAGGGCUCCCAGCGGGCCCCCAAGGGCGGCGUUGUCGCAGGCCCUGCCAAUACCUACGGCCGCGCCCCCAGGAUCAAGCCCACCGGCUCAAUCCUGCGCUCCCAGGUUGCUGCCCUGGCCAUCGAGGCGCUGACUAACCCUGCCGCCUCCAACGUCAUCCUGGAGGCCGUGACGCAGGAGGGGGAGCCAGAACGCACCGCGGCGCAGGUGCUGGAGGACCUGGCGGCCGGCAAGCUCCCCCCCCGGGGGGAGGAGUAG